AACAACUAUGGGAACUUGUUUUUCGUCUCGCUGGAAUUCCUGCUGUUGUUUGGCUGGGCUGAUUGUUAUUGCAAAUAGAAAAUAAUUUCGAGUGCCACGAGUCUCUGAAGUAAUGUUCAAUAUUAAUAUAUAUAGAAUAGAUUACCAAACAGUCAUGCAUUUACAAUUAGUUAAUCUCACUGGCUUGUUGCUUCUGGCAAAUUUCGGGUUUUGUCAGGACACUAUAUCACGCCAACAGACGUGUCAAAGGUUGAAUAAUGUGUUUCAAAGCAUAUGCCACGAUACACCAUUGCCAAUUUCGGCGAGAAAUCAAGGUAUACCCGGGAAGAGAGGACCCAAAGGAAACAUGGCGCCACUGGACAGCGUGGAAAUAAAGGAGAAAGUGGUGUAGUAGAUUAUUCCAGAGUUAAUGAAACAAUAUCGAGAAGAUUCAAUGAGCAAAUACAUACCCUCAAUGCUAGACUGGAAAAACUUGAAGAGUCAGGACAAACUGGAGCAUCCCCGACAGCAGAGUGUACCAACAAAUGGGACACUGAACCUGCGGAUUACAUGUAUAUCGGCUGUUACAAAGAAGAAACUCCGUGGCAGGGUAAUCUUAUUGUGACGCCAGUUGAAGGGAGAUUUCCGACUGUUACGGAAUUUUAUCGUCACAGAACCAAUGCGAUAGAAAAAUGUGCAAAGGUUGCUUGGUGCUUGGGAUAUAGAGUAUUCGUGCUGCAAGAUGGUGGAUGGUGUGCAACAUCAGCCAACGCUCACAAAGUAUAUGGCAAAUAUGGCUCAUCAACUGCCUGCGCCCAAGACGGGGAAGGAGCUGGUGGGACAAAUGCAGUCUACAUGAUAAUCAGAUAAACCUAAAUUACAGCCUGUUAUAACAUCCAGUUAUGUUAUUCUAUGUUGCCAAUUUGUGUAACGAUUUUUCAGGAUUUGUACAUCUUUGAGUUCUACAAACCAAGAAUACAUUGUUAUUGUUGAACGUAUUUUUAUCUUGCCAUUUCGUUAUAUUUUCUUGUUUCAUAUUUACAACUUAUCAAUGCUUAAAUAUAUUUACACGUAAAUAUAGUAACUAGCCAAAUUAACGGUAGGCAGCAUAUGACACACACGGAAAUGUUUGAUUACUGAAUUCGCAAAAUUAAAAUCAAAGACUUCCGUGACUAGGGCGUUGAUACCUGAUGGUUCAUUAGUUACGUGUAUACGGUCGCCAGUAAAAUCGAGGUCUUUUGUAGGUCAUAUUUAAUUAUUUAUAUUAUUUUAUAUUAAUUUUAUUAUUGAUAUAUCUCAUUGGCGUGCGUCUAAAACG
Messenger RNA from Styela clava, 1297 nucleotides. RefSeq lists its product as uncharacterized. NCBI's taxonomy places the organism in Eukaryota, Metazoa, Chordata, Ascidiacea, Stolidobranchia, Styelidae. The record is from RefSeq and is a predicted model, not a curated record.